AUGGUUGGAUUUGACUACACUUUUAAUUGUAUUUUUAUUUCAGUGCAGAUACAGAGAAUAUGAGCUUUUGCCAAGGCAGCAAUAGUGUUGCCUGCGAGAAUUGUACCGGACAGGAAGUCGCCUUCGGAAUGCGCGGUUUAUUUAUAAAACGUCAACAGCGGCUUUGUUUUGCUAGCGCUAACAAAGAUCAUCAACCGGGAAAGAUAGAUUCCUAAACCGUUAUUAGUUGAUUUGGACUUGGUCCUCACUUGAUUUUAACGGAGUAGAUCCACUUGAAUGCAUUCCUGGGCACCAACUGAGUCAUAGAAGAGCAGUAACAACAUGUAACUUAGCCAACGGUUAGCAAAGCACAAUGGAGACAAAGUGCCCUACCUUGUGGAAACCAAAGAAGAAACUGUGCUACCUCCCGAGCACAGAAGGUCCAACUGAAAAAGGGGACGGGACGCUGACACUGUUAGACGUUGAUCGGAUGUUUGAUGACUUGGAUUCUCCCUCACAUGACCUGUUACCCUCGCCUCCUGUGUGCGACACCUUUGAUGUUGAGACAAACCGGCGUGAGACAUCCUUUUCAAAAGCACAUAUGCCUAUGAGAACAUCCAGCCCCAUCGAAAAUAAUACGCCUGUGAAAGAGCUGGACAUUGCGAAAGACCAAGCUGUGUCUCCAAUUCUGUUCGCCUGUGACGAUGACAGAGCAGAAGAGGCACGGAGAGCGCCUCCACCUCACCAGAAACCCCAGUGCAAUGGAGACGCCACAGAGGAGAGUGAAGACUUUGUGUUUGGGUGUCCUCCAAGCAAGGUGGUUAUACCCAAACCUAAGAAGUCCAUUCAGAAAAACAAGGUGGAGGGAGCAUGCAAAGAGAGUCAAACGAUCCAAAUAAACCCACCGCAGGAACCUCAAACACCUGUUGUCGAGGUCAAAAGGAAAACUCCCAGGAAAGAAAUCGUAGCCCCACCAGCAGCAGCAGAGAGCCGAGAGUCUGAACUCGCAUCUCCAGAGAAAACAAUAGAAAAUGUUGCCAAGCAGCCGCCAGGGAAGUCCAUCCGUUCGGAAAGAGAGUUAGAGGCUUUCCUUAAGAGGCUCAGAGACACCGCACAGUCCAAACCUGCAUGUCUGAGGAAGUCCCCCGUGAAAUCACCAUGUCCUCCUUCUGAACCAGAGGAUGAAUUCCUCAUUCUGGAGGACGAAGUUCCUAUUUGGAUUUCCAUCCCAACUAAAUCAGCAUCCAACAAGAAACGACUGAAGAAGGAACCGUCUAACGAAAGCGAGAAGGAAGAGGAGCAGCGGAAAACAAGCAAGGAAACACGGGAAGAAGAGGCCGCUGGGAAGAUAGAUAAGAAAGCUCUAAACUCAAAGACGUCAAAGACUUUAAAAGAUGCAAAGACGAGCAGAGCUAAGCCGCUAAAGAGGGACAAAAAAGUGCUGCAGGGAUCUAAUGGAGAAGCGGACGAGGCUACAAGGAAAAAAGGUCCGAGCAGUGAGGAGGUAGAGGCUGCAGACCUGGGCUCUCUUUCAGAUGAAAAAAUCAUGCCUCCAGAAACACAAACUGAAGAGGAUUCAGCAGAUGCUAAAACAGAUGAAAACAACAAACCACCUGUGGUGUCCAAAGGCAGUUCAUCUGACGACAGUCUGGUUCUGGGGAAGAGGAAGAGUAGGCAGCCUGGAGAGUGGUGGAUGGAACAUCGGAGCCCAGAGAGAACAGCAGUUAAAUCCAACCAGCCGACAGUGAAGAGGGCAAAACAGAAAAACAAACAGCCAAGCGCAGCAGCUGUUGCUUCACCUGUCAGGGCUGAGACGGACAAAGAUACAGAUUAUCAGCCGACUAUUAAGAAGUACAAGAAGCCCGACCAGGAGCCCUGUGGAGCAGCAGCUUCACCUGCAAAGGGUAAGAAGGACAAAGUGGUUAAGAAAAGAAAUCAGACACGGCCGGCACCAUCGUCCAGUCACAAGACAAAUAAAGCUAAAGAAAAGAAACAGAACAAAAAGACAGGAGGACAAACAUGGGGUGAAGAGAUGCAUACGGCUGAAGCAGAUCAUUCUGAGGAGCAGCAGGAGGAAGGGGAGGAUCAACAGUCCAGCCCGUUGGUGUUCUCCCACAGAGACCUCAGCAACAACUCAGGGGAUAAGCUCUUUCAAAAAAUAUUCCAACCUGUCUCCAGUGAGAAAAAAGCAUCCACCACCCCAGCGCCGGCCUCCCCCCGAGGGAAGGAGCCUCUAUCAGCAGGCAGGCGGAGCAGGAGGUGCCCCGGGAGCUGGUGGAUGGUGAACGACAAGUGUGAGAACGUGGAGAGCGUCUCCUCUCGGCCUCAGCAGCAGGAAGUCAAACCUCAGAAAGAAAGGAAGAAGCGCAUCAGAACUCCUCCAACUCCUAAAAAUGGCAACACGGCGGCCCUUUCAGAAACACCCGCGCGCUCCGCUGCGCCGCUCCUGGAACCAAAGGCGCUUUCCUCUCAAAAGAAGGUGAAGGCGUCUCUGGCCGCCUUUAAAGACAUUUUCUCUUCACCACCAAGACCUCGACUGUGGGCAGAGUUCAGAAGAAGAGACAGAAAGCCCCGGAGCGUCCUGUGGAGGAAAUCCCCACUGCUGAGUGUACCGUGUUCAGUAGUUCUGAUGAAGCUGUGGAGACUGCUAAAUCCAUACACAAUAGCCCCCCCCAGCUUGAGGUGCCAGGGUCGUAUUCAGAGAACCAGUGUAAUUUCUUGAGUAGUGGGCCGGCUUCCAUGAUCGAGCUGGAGCAGUAUGAGGAGGACGACAGCUUGAUUUUGCCGACUUCCAGAGUGCAGGGGGUUCUCUCUAUGUCGGAUCUGUACGCUCCUCCUCUCAAACCGCUGACCCUGGAGCCCAAAGAUAAAGCCAACCUGGCCGAGUGGUUCACGAGCCUCUGGGCUCUGCCUCUCCAAGAGAAAACUGAGGUCCUUCCGGAUCAUUUCGAAUGGUACUCGUAUCAGGGCCGAGCGAUCGGCUUCAUGAUAGGUAUCGAGUGGGGCUCCUACUGUAACGGGAAGAUGCUGCUGGGCUCCUUCAUGAAGAAACCUCUGUGGGUGGACCACAGCGCCGCCACUGUCAGUACAUUUGUCUUCUGCAUUUAACGCCCGGGGAGCAAUGGGGAGGGGGGAUUGGAGGUGUCAGGUGCCUUGCUCAGCAGGGCCCAGGAGGUGAACUGGGACCUCUCCAAGUAGCAGUACCACUUUCUAUAUUUCAAGGAUUUCGGGGAACCGGCGACCCUACGAUUCCCAGUCCAAGCCCCGACUGACUGAGCCACUGCUGGACACUGUUCACUGUACUCUUGUGCAAGGAUUUAAUUAAGUCUCUCUUUUUUUUAAAGGUUUUUAACUUAUUAACCGGCUCUGUGAUUGUGACCGUCAACGGCAGGGAAUGCAGCUUCAACCCUGGAAAAACCUUCACGGUGCCAUGUGGAAGUGCUUACAGCCUCCAGAACGUCUACGCUCAGCCGGCCAUCCUCUACUUAAACCGUAUUCGCGUAACCGAGUAAUCGCAGAAAGCUCCGAUUGAAUUUAAAAAAAGAAAGGACCAAACACAUUGACUAUUCACAACUGUUAAUAAAAAUACAAAUUGUAGUUUUUCAUUUUAUGUAAAGGAUGUUUUUAUUUCUUUGCUCGAGUUUUAUUUCCUCUUCUACUAUAAAUGUGUUGCCUUCCAUCCUCUGAGGGGCAGUGUGCACCAAGAGCAACCAGAGCUGUUCCCUUUUUAUAAUACAAACACAUUUCAAGUGGUGGAAAAUGUAUUCUGAUUAAUAAAUAUAGUUGAGUACCAGUUCAGUACUAAACGAACUCCAAUUCAAUCAAAGGUUAAAGUGGUUUGUCCUUCACUUUUUAUACAGGAAAGGCAACGAUGUGUUGUUGGUGUACAGGCUGAAUGAAAGGCAGGUUUCCCUGUAAAUAAAACCAUUUCUCCUCCUGAA
Eleginops maclovinus (Patagonian blennie) is the source of this 3920-nucleotide messenger RNA. RefSeq lists its product as uncharacterized. The transcript has 15 exons. Lineage: Eukaryota; Metazoa; Chordata; Actinopteri; Perciformes; Eleginopidae. The coding region runs from base 353 to 2701 and encodes 782 amino acids. The record is from RefSeq and is a predicted model, not a curated record.